UUGACAGUGACAAAUCCCUAAAUCAUAGAAUUGCUUUUGCUUUUGAAGAUCACGAUCACGUCUCGCUUUGUUUUCCCAUAGAAAAGGGACCUAUGGUGAUUGUAGCUAUGUCUCUAAAUAAAUAAUAUGAAAAAAGUUACAUCGUUUAAACAUGAAGCUCGUUUACAAAAAUAUCGAAAGGGAUGGCUGCGGGAGUAUCGGCCUCAUCCCUGAGGAGUCUGAAGAUAUGUGGCAUGCAUACAACCUGGUCGCCGUGGGUGACGCUGUCACAGCGUCCACUGUGCGAAAGGUUCAGACUGAGUCCUCAACAGGCUCGUCAACCAGCAGUCGAGUGAGGACCACGCUCACCAUCACUGUGGAAACCAUUGAUUUUGAUACACAAGCAUGUGUACUGAGGCUGAAAGGUCGCAAUAUUGUGGAGAAUCAGUAUGUAAAGAUGGGUGCCUACCACACAUUAGAUUUAGAACUAAAUAGAAAGUUUGUACUCCAAAAGCCUCUAUGGGAUUCAGUGGCUUUAGAGCGAGUAGAGAUGGCAUGUGACCCGGCUGCCAAUGCUGAUGUAGCUGCCGUUGUGAUGCAAGAGGGUCUGGCACAUGUCUGUCUGAUUACGCCGUCUAUGACACUAGUGAGAUCAAAAAUUGAUAUCACAAUACCUAGGAAGCGAAAGGGUUUUGUGCAGCAACAUGAAAAGGGUCUAAAUAAAUUUUAUGAUGCUGUAAUGCAAGGUAUUCUGAGGCAUGUAGACUUCAACAUUGUCAAGUGUGUGAUAAUUGCAUCACCUGGAUUUGUGAAGGACCAGUACUUUGAGUACAUGAUGCAACAAGCUGUAAAAACAGACAACAAAUUACUCAUUGACAAUAAGAGCAAGUUCCUAUUGGUCAAAGCCUCGUCAGGAUUCAAACAUUCGUUAAAAGAGGUUUUACAAGAGCAAGCAGUAAUUGCCAAAAUAUCGGAUACGAAAGCUGCAAGUGAGGUGAAGUUACUAGAGAGUUUCUACACAAUGUUGCAGCUAGAACCAGCCAAAGCGUUCUAUGGGAAGAAACAUAUCGAGCGCGCGAACGAGGCGCAAGCUAUUGAAACACUUAUGAUUUCUGAUAAAUUGUUCAGGUGUCAAGAUAUACAACAAAGGAGAGAGUAUGUAGCUAUAGUAGAUUCAGUUCGCGACAAUGGCGGUGAAGUGAGGAUUUUUUCCAGCAUGCACGUGUCUGGCGAACAACUAGACCAGCUGACUGGUAUUGCAGCAAUCCUGCGCUUCCCAAUGCCAGAGCUUGAAGACAGUGAUGCUGAGGGUGACAGCGACACUGAUUCUGAUUAGGAUAUUAUUUAUUAUCAGCAGUCCAUUCAUAUUGCUUACACCUUUGUCUCCUAUCUAGUGAGAUAGGUAUUUGUAUUGAUUAGUGAAUUUGUGUAAAUGUCAUACAAAUAUGUACUUCCGUUAUGUAUUAUCUUGUAGAAGAAUAAUUUCCAAAUGAAAAUGUAAAUAUUUAAUUACAGAAGAUAUGUAAACAUUAUUUUAUGAAUGGAUAAAUAUUCCUGUGGAUAUGUCCACAAAAACUAAAACAAGUUGAUCUGCUCAAGUUUGUGUCAUUUUUUUAUAAUACUUAAAGACAAUUGUUUAUUUUGUUUCACUAGAUGUACUUUUAUUAUUUUAUUUAACAUGUCUGGUACUUCCAUUUCUAUGUUGGUACUAAAAUAGUACUUAGUGAUAAGCUAUUAUGAAUAGUACCAAAGUAAUUAGGUUGCUUCAAAUGACUAAUAUUAUAAUGAUUGUCUUGUUUUAUUGUUGAUUAAAAGAAAAUAUCCUAAUGUUUUUAUAUUGUGAUGUAAAUAUUAUACUAUAAAUGAAUUAGCACAAUACAAAACUACAAAUGAUUUGUUAA
Messenger RNA from Helicoverpa zea (corn earworm), 1880 nucleotides. RefSeq names its product protein pelota (gene pelo). The record is from RefSeq and is a predicted model, not a curated record. The transcript has 7 exons. Gene Ontology annotation, cellular component: cytoplasm. Lineage: Eukaryota; Metazoa; Arthropoda; Insecta; Lepidoptera; Noctuidae. Bases 152 to 1315 code for a protein of 387 amino acids. Gene Ontology annotation, biological process: nonfunctional rRNA decay; nuclear-transcribed mRNA catabolic process, no-go decay; nuclear-transcribed mRNA catabolic process, non-stop decay.